Messenger RNA from Pelobates cultripes (western spadefoot toad), 612 nucleotides. Lineage: Eukaryota; Metazoa; Chordata; Amphibia; Anura; Pelobatidae. The record is from the annotation of a GenBank genome assembly.
AUGUUAAUUGGUAUAAUAAUACAGAAAUAUGAACUUUAUCCUAGCAACUCAGACCAGAACAACUACAGGUGCCUGACACGGCAAGGCAAGUGUCAAAAUGUUUCUAGGGGGUGGAGCCAGCAGCCGCACAGAACGGACGUGUCUCUCAGGAGCUCCGUUCAACACGGGGAAAAACAAGCUGUUUCUGCCCAAUUUACCCUACCACUCCAGCCCUACCAACUUCUUAAGACAAUGGGGCGCAAAAGCAAAAAAUACCAGACGGAAAAACACCCAACUACUGCCGAUAUCGGCGAACUUUUGUGGAGGCCACAAGCAUCCCUGAGACCUGUCAUGGAGCUGCUCUCCAACGCACCGUCCCGAUCAUCCAGUGAAGACUCACUCUCCAACCUGGAAAUGAUGGCGGAGACGCAGAGAGCAGGCAAGCCUAAGGCACAAAACAACCCUCCAGUCACUGAAGACCGACUGAAAGCCCUCUUGGAUGAUCUACGCCGACAUAUCGCGGCAGACAUCAAUUCAUUUAAAGAGGAAAUUAAUGGGGUGUCCGUGAAACUACAUGACACAGAAAUCAGCACAGCAGCACACGAGGCCCGCAUUAAUAGCCUUGAGAGCUAG